UCUCUCAUCCAAAGAUGUCGCUGUUCAAAGCGAGAGAUUGGUGGGCCACCUAUGCUGGAAGCGACGAAGAAUUCGAUCUUGGAUGCUUGUGUGUGGCAAAUAUCGACAACAACGGCUUGCAGUUGGAUAAAAUUAUAGUUGGUAGUUUUCAUGGAAUCCUUAGAAUUUAUUGUCCCAAGCCGCCUCAUUUUACACCAGAUGAUCUUAUGUUGGAGGUACAGCUACAACAGCCAAUUUUGCAAGUGGAAGCUGGCAAAUUUGUUUCAGGGGUUGAUCAGUUACACUUAGCUGUUCUUCAUCCAAGAAAACUUGCUGUUUAUAGCGUGUCAGUUGUUUCAGGAGCUGUAGAACAUGGAAAUCACUACACACUUAAGAUGAUGUAUGAACAUAUUUUGGAAAGAACAGCGUAUAAUAUGACAUAUGGCCCUUUUGGAAGUGUCAAAAACAAGGACUUCAUAUGUAUCCAGUCCAUGGAUGGAAUGUUGUCAUUCUUUGAACAAGAGAGUUUUGCCUUUGGGAGAUUUCUCCCAGGUUUUCUUUUACCUGGUCCUCUGAGUUAUGUGCCAAAGACAGAUUCAUUUGUAACCUGUAGCUCAUCAAGGCUAAUUGAAUCUUACAAAUACCAGACUCUUGCUGUGGCAACAGAUGCAAACACAAAAGAAGAUAUUGGAAAUAAAAAAGUUUCAGGAAAGAAGUUAACUAUCGACUGGUCAUCAAAUAUUGGUGAAAGUGCAAUAGACAUAGUUGUUUUCACCAGUGCAAAUGCACCACUAUCAAUUUAUGUUUUAGGUGAACGCUCAUUGUUUUGUCUUAAUGAGAAUGGAUCAGUUAGAUUCAUGAAAAAAUUUGAAUAUAAUCCAAGUUGUUUCAUUCCGUACAAUUCAGUGGUGGAAGGGACAGUUAAUGCUCUGGUAGCCACUUACAACAAGACGCUGAUGAUAUACCAAGACGUUACACUUGCGUGGGCGGCGCAACUACCCCACAUUCCUGUUGCUCUUAAAGUAGCUUCAUUUCAAGAAUUACAAGGUGUAAUAGUGACACUGGACGAAGGAGGUUACCUUCAUUGUGCCUAUCUGGGAACUGAUCCCUCCAUGAUGGUGACACCAGCCCCUGAGGCAAGAGAUAUAAACUAUGAGGAGGCAGAUGUUGAAAUGAAAGAGUUGCAAAAAGAAAUAAGAGAAUCUACAAUUAGUUCAGAAAUUCUACCCAAAGCACAGCAAAGAGAAGACCUUGUUAUCUCUGUAAAUGUACCAACAAGUUUAGACGCAGUAUCGCAAAGUACAAUAGAUGAGGGCGAUGAGGAGACAUUCCCAUCGAUUACAGUAACGAUCACUCUCAAGUCACAAGCACCAAGUCCCCUAGAAAAUGUAGUUCUUAGUGUCAUAUCCAGUCCCCCCAUUAUGUGUAACAGAUCAUCUAUUGUCUUCCCUAUUAUCGGAGACAGAAGUGAACCCGUAUCUGCAGAGAUCUCUUUCUAUUCACGUGGAGGAUCUAUUCCUUGUUCGUUAAAAGCCCAGGUCACGGCAACGUACGUUACAAACUCUGAGGCUCCACGGGUCGCCCAAACAGACAUUCAUUUCCCGUUAGCUGUUGUCUGUAAAGGAUGUCCGCCAGUGAAAAACGCAACUCAUAAGCUUACUUUAGAUACCAACAAACCUCCUGUGAAUCUUGCUGAAAUAUUUCCCGAUAUGGUAAAUGAUGCUGUAAUUCCGAUGGCAGCAGUUGGCAUAAAGUACUUUGGUGGACCGCUUGUUACAAUCCUCGCUUCAAAAACAUCACAAAGAUACAGAAUCCAGUGUGACGUGUUUCAGGGAAUGUGGCUAGUUCUACAUGAGGUUUGCAAGAGGUUAGAGGCGCACUUCAAAAAGAAUAAGGACGCCGUUCAAUUUCGUGCAUCAUUCAUGGGCCCGUUGCCUCUACAGGAAUAUUACGAACUGAUAGAUGCUCAUUUUGAGCAACGCUGUAACCAAACGAAGUACCGCGAGUUGCUAUCACAGCGGGCUCAACAGUUUCGAGCAAUUCAAAGAAGAUUGUUAACAAGGUUCAAAGACAAGACCCCGGCACCACUUGCGAACCUCGACACUCUUCUUGACGGGACUUACAGACAGCUCCUCGCGCUUGGAGAGGCCGAUGAGGAGUGCGAACGAGCCAUCGAAGCAGCUUCAUAUAAUCUAUCAUGCGGAACACGACUUAUUAAUUUCCUUAUCAAGCUUUGGACCAACAUGUCAGAUAAAGAUUUUGAGGUUCUUCAGACUGCGCUUUCUCCCGAAGUAUCUGAAUCACGGGAACAGGGCUGGGAGGAAAUUACAGAUGCUGCAAUUACGCACCUAUUGCGGACCUGUUUGGCAAAAAGUGCAAAGGAUCAGGCUGUUGGUGUUUCAGCCAUGAAGAUUCCUAAAGAUACAAGCAAGCUAAAGAAACACAUUGCACUGAUGUGUGACAGGCUCAAUAAGGGCGGCAAGCUGGAUUUAUCUCUAUCAUCCCAAACGGGCGAACCCCUUGUACAGCAGCAACAACAGAAAGCGGUCACACCGUUAGAACCGCUCAGCGAGAUGCAGGAGGAAGAAGAUGAGACAGAUGGUUCAUCCGCAUCCUCCACGUUAGACAGCGACCGUUCGUCUGAGAUCUCCGACACGGAGUCUGUGUCGAGUGGCGGGAAGGUGCCACCUCGAUUACCGCAACUCAAUCACUCACGGAAACCUCCGCCAGAUUUGAACAAGAGACUACUGGUUACACCCGGAUCUGAUGAAGAAAGUAUGGUGUUGAAAGGAAUUGGUGCUGCGUCCUUGGCGAAUGGUUUACCUGAAGAUCUCGAAAGAGCAUUGUAGCGCAAUCACUGGCCUCUGAUGGUCACACAACGCAUGUUGGUCACUCCUGUUAUUGUCACAGCAAGUCCGCUCCACAACAUGUCACACCAACAUGUAUGAUACACAUGUGGCAAAACACUCUUUGUACAGUCUCCUUGAGUUUGUCACGCAAAAUUAAACAAGAAGCAAUCUAAUGUGGGUGCUUCCUUUAAGUAUUUAAAGAUUUGAUGUACAACCAUUCCGAAUAAUUUUACGUUCAGAAUUACAUGUUUUUAAAGUACAACGUACCCUUUAUCGUUGGAAAACAUCUUUUUGAUAUCCCGUGACUUACCAUUUUUUUUUCUUGAUCUCAUUCGUAUAUGGCCUGCUUAGCAGGCAGGGCUCAAUUUAUCCAGGGGCGAGUGGUGAUGAUGAUGUAAGCCGAGCGUACGCAGCGAAAGUUGAUUCCCAUCAAUAACUGAUUAUUCUUUAAAUAAGCUCAGUAUUUGAUGGUAAUGUAAUGUUUCUGUUAACAAAUAAGUAAAAGAUCACGAUGUAUUUUACUAUCCUAGUCCGAAGAAGCAGGAGAAAAUGAACGGACAACGGUAAAAUCUCCUAAUCUACUGAGGCACUAGGAUGAAUAAUUUUUUAUAGAUAGUCCCUUGAAUGGACACUUGGUGUAUCGCAUGAAGUCUUGACCCGACGGCAAAAAACGGGGCGAUUAUUUUAAAAAAUGGAAACGACAUUGGAAAGGAAGAGAAAUGAUCUUUUUUAGGGAAGAAUUCAAGCGUUCUAUUUGAGAUAGCAAGCAAGUAGAUUUACACUUGACCUAAUGUAUCUUUAAUGGAGUGGACACAUCCCAGGUAACGCCCUAAUUGUUCUCUGUGCCCUCAUUCCUCGUUUUUUCUUGCGUAACGUUAUUUAAUGUAAAGCUUAGACUCCGAAUGGAGGAGUGUACAAUAUUGUAUAUGGACUGAAGAAUCAGUGAUCUGUAAUUUAAA
Molecule: messenger RNA, 3787 nt
Organism: Pocillopora verrucosa
Lineage: Eukaryota; Metazoa; Cnidaria; Anthozoa; Scleractinia; Pocilloporidae
Product: protein PTHB1
Biological process (GO): cilium assembly
Cellular component (GO): membrane; BBSome
Source: RefSeq, a predicted model, not a curated record